AUCAUUGGAUGUAGAGUAUUAAUUUGUUUCAGUUGAAAAGGUAGCACUGAAAAUAUUGCAGACAUGUAAAACAAUGAACUUAUAUCGUGAUGUUUAUACUUAAUACGCCUAAAAUAACUUCUGCAGAUUUAAGAAGGAAAUAUUUGAUAUGCUUGUGAUUAUUAUUGUAUUAUCGUUAUGGUCUGUUAUGGGAGAAAUAAAUUUACGCGGGAAAGGAGCAAGCUUUCCUGGAGCGGUAUACAAAAACUGGAUACCAGCCUACAAACGGUACCGAUCACCGUAUGUUUCAUUGAACAUGGACUAUGAUGCUGUUGGAAGUGGGACCGGAAAAACAGCAAUUACAGAUAAUAUAGAUAUAGAAUAUGCAGGAUCAGAUACUCUUCUGUCGUCUGCAGACGAGGCAAAUCAUCCGGAUUUAGUAACUUUUCCGACCAUGGCAGGUGCUGUUGUCCUCGCCUUCAAAUUACCAGGGUUCAAUUCUAAGCUUAAUCUUACAAGAGAGGUGGUUGUUGGUAUUUACAAUGGAACAAUCCGAUGGUGGAACGAUACCCUCAUCCAGCUAAAUAAUCCACACUUUACGUUCCCGUAUCAUCGGUUAAUUGUCUUAGCAAGAGCUGAUAAAUCCGGAACCACCUCGCUGUUUACCGAAGCACUCUCUUCAUUUAGUUCUGCAUGGGAUAAUACGUAUGGAAUAUUUUCAAAUGGUGUAAAUUCGGUUACUGGAUUGCAUGACAAUUGGGAACCAGAUGUUAUAACUUAUUUUGGUAAAACAUCUGCUGGUGUUUCAGGAAUUUUAAUGUCUUUCGAUUAUUCAAUUGGGUAUUUAUCAACUGGUAGUGCAGAAGAAUCUAGUUUACAAACAGCAUAUAUCGAAAACGGAAAGGGUUUUUUCUGUCAGGCAACUGCACAUAAUGUUCAAGACUCAAUGGAUUAUUUUGCUCAAUUAAAUUCUGAUUUUACAUUUUCCUUACACAACGCAGGGAGUAAAACAUCAUAUCCGAUCGCUGGGUUCACUCAUUUUAUUGCAUACAAGACAUUAAUCUCAAGCUGCUUGUCUGCCAGAGAGCUCAUACGAUAUGUACAUUGGUUCAUGACAGAUCACGAACAACGACAGGUUUGUAUUGCCUAUGGUAUGGCCCCAUUGAGUACAAGUAUGGUGGCCAGAAUCACUGAACACGUCCUUAAAGAGUUUACGUGCCAAGGACAAUCAGUUUGGGACAUGAUGACGGCCAAUAUUGCAGCAGAGAACGAGCAGCCCGCGACCUGGAAAGUCCCUGUAGCUGUUUCUAUACCAUUAUUUAUAGUCGUUGUUCUAAGUUUUUCUAGUUAUAUAUGCUUUCAAAGGAUCAAAUUUUAUAGAAAAAUCAACAAUGAUGACUGGUUGAUAGCUAUUGAAGAUAUCAUAUUUUAUUAUGACCAGAAGGUCUUGAAUUCACUUAAGUCUAAGUUUAUUAGCGGAAAGUCAAUAUUUUCUCUUAAUUCUUCAACGCAGGCUUCAGAGUGUCCAGAAUUAAUUCAACAAGUUUUACAGUGGCCAGGGAAAUGGAAUUGCGAAACAGUAGGAUUACGUUUAUUACAAGUACAACAUUUAAAAAAAAUAACUCGACCUAUGAAGGCGAAAAUGCUGAUAAUGAAAGAUAAGUUUUUUCAUAAUAAUGUAGUUAGAUUCUUUGGAUUGGCGGAAUUAGACUCUGAUCAUUAUAUUAUCAGCGAAUAUUGUGGAAAAGGUCAGCUGAUUGAUCUUUUACAAAAUGAGAAAUUUAACAUGAGUAAACAACUUAAAUUGUCUAUAUCGGUUGACAUUGCUAGUGGAAUGCAUUAUUUACAUUCUAAAAAUAUAAUCCACGGAAAUUUGAAGUCAACGAAGUGCCUUAUUGAUUCGAAGUGGACAGUUAAAAUAUGUGAUUGGGAAUACAAUACAUUAAUCCUAUGUCAAGAUGAAAAAUGUAAUUCUUUACACUCACUUCGCCAAAAUAACCGUGUGGAGGAAACAACAUACGCAAUCAAAUAUCAAGAGUUUUGGGUUGCACCAGAGAUAAUUCGAUUGGAAUAUAAAUGCAACCCUACAACUGCAUCUGAUGUGUAUAGCUUCGCUAUUAUAUUACAAGAAAUUUAUACACGAGAGGAUCCUUAUUCGGAACUCGCCGAUUUAAUGACCCCGGAAGAUGUGGUCAAUGCUGUUGUACAGAUUGGAGGCAUUCGUCCGAGACCAAACGACGAUAUGCCCAUCAGUGUUCGUCAAUGUAUGGAGAUCGCAUGGGGGCAUUCUCCGGAGGAUAGACCCUCCUUUGAACAAAUUAUGAAAAUGCUUAAAAGAUCCAGUCCCACUACUAAAUCAGUUCUGGAUUCUAUGAUGGAAACAAUUGAGGAAUACACGGUUCUACUAGAGGAAAGAAUUGACGAAAAGACAGUAGAGUAUAAUAUAACAAUACAACAUUUACAACACAUCUUAAAUACAUACCUCCCGAAACCAAUAAUACACUCUCUGACAAAUGGUAAAACAAUAGGCGUUAGACGAAUAGGUCCCGUUGGUAUUAUAUUCAUUGACGUGAGAAAUUUUCAUCAUCUAACUGCAGGAAUAAAGAAAAUAAAUAAUAAAAUAAAAAGUAUAGAAAAUUUUCAUUUUAGAUUGACGAGUCUAGCUGAGGAAUUUUCGGCAUUUAUCUACAGUAUUAGUUUUGACUCUGUUGUGUUCAUACUUGGCAUGGAUCGUGCUGAAAAGGGAGCUAAAUCUAUUCCAUUCGAAACGGCAAAUAUGUGUCUUCAACUAAACAAAAUUAUCAAAAAUAAAAUACGUCCGAAAGAUUUGGAAUUCUCAAUAUGUGCAACUUUUGAUGUUUUACAUGAUAAAGUUUUAGAUAAAAGUGGACGUUACCAGAUUUUCGGAAGUGCAUUAGACAAAGUGACUAACAUUGCAAAAACUGCGAAAAAUCUACAUGUUUUCAUAUCUCUAUCUUUAUGUGCUAAAAUUAAAGCAUAUGAUUGCUUUUUGGUGACUGAAGUUAUCGAUUCACAGUUUAAUGGUCAAAACUUAUUUCGGCUGGAAAGACGAAAUGAGACAAUUAUAGAGGAAGACAUAGAUAUUUUGACUUUAGAUGAAGACGAUGAACAUGCAGGGUCUGUAGAUUCUGGACUAGAUGUACGAAUAACUAAACUGGAGGAUAAUGUUGAGGAUAAACUGUAGAUGAAGUGUUGUUGAAAAUGUUUUAUUUUUAUUAAAAAGAAAAGGGUAGAAGAGAUAAAACAUA
Messenger RNA from Mytilus trossulus (common blue mussel), 3248 nucleotides. Its product is annotated as atrial natriuretic peptide receptor 2-like. Bases 149 to 3184 code for a protein of 1011 amino acids. The transcript has 3 exons. Gene Ontology annotation, molecular function: protein kinase activity; ATP binding. Lineage: Eukaryota; Metazoa; Mollusca; Bivalvia; Mytilida; Mytilidae. Gene Ontology annotation, biological process: protein phosphorylation. The record is from RefSeq and is a predicted model, not a curated record.